AACCGCCCCGCAUCAGGGUGAGAGCACACCGCCGUUUUCUGCGCCCUCCAAAAGCUUCACACAACUUUUGCCACCACGCUUGUGACUGCACGGCCGUCGUACUCCACUUUCUUUCUUCUUUCUGCAUCAUUAAAGCGAAGGGAUAUGUUCAAACGAGGAUAACACAACAGGGAACUUUAUGGACCAAAGACACAUUAAAAUCUGACCCUCUGGAUCUGGAGGAGGCUGAAGUAGGAUGCCAGUCCCCUCUGAGUCCAGUGCUGUGGCGCCCCCUGUCGUGUGAGCGAGGGAAAAAAAAAAAAAACAAGGCUGGAGGGGCACGAGGCACCAUGGGCAACGCGCCGGAAGAAGGCAUGAACAUGGUGAUUGUCGCCCACUACAACAAUUCAGGCAAGUGGGAGCGGGCGCGGGGCGGCAGUGCGUGCAAGACGGCCGUGCUGCUCCUCAUCUGCGUGCUCAUCGUCCUGGAGAACCUGAUGGUGCUGCUGGCCCUGUGGAGGAACAAGCGCUUCCACAGCCGCAUGUACUUCCUGAUCGGCAACCUGGCGCUGUCCGACCUGUUGGCCGGCGUAGCCUACGUGGUGAACAUCUUCACCUCGGGGAGCAGGACCUACUUCCUGACGCCGGCGCAGUGGCUGGCCCGGGAGGGGAGCAUGUUCGUGGCCCUCAGCGCGUCCACCUUCAGCCUCCUGGCCAUCGGGAUCGAGCGGCACAUGACCAUGGUGCGCCUGCGCCCGUGCGAGACGGCGAGCCGCGGCCGCCUCCUGGGCCUGCUGGCGGCCUGCUGGCUCGUCUCGGUGCUGCUCAGCGCUCUGCCCAGCCUCGGGUGGAACUGCUUGGGCGACCUGGGCUCGUGCUCCACCGUGCUCCCGCUGUACGCCAAGAGCUACGUGGCGUUCUGCAUCAGCGUCUUCAGCGCCCUGCUGGUGGCCAUCGUCAUCCUCUACAUCCGGAUCUACCGCCUGGUGACGUCCAGCGGGCGCAGGGUGAGCAGCCGGCCUUCCGAGUGUUCCUUGGCCUUGCUGAGGACCGUGGUGAUUGUUCUCGGGGUGUUCGUGGUGUGCUGGGCGCCCCUCUUCCUGCUCCUGCUGUUGGACGUGGGCUGCAGCCCCGACGGGUGCCCCGUUCUCUUCGAGGUGGACUGGUUCAUCGCCCUGGCCGUGCUCAAUUCGGCCCUCAACCCACUCAUCUACACACUGUCCAGCAGGGAGAUGAGGGCCGCCUUCUUCCGCCUGCUCUGCUGCUGCCACAGCGGCGCGGAGUCCAGCGGGAUGCCCGCGGCGGGUAACCCCAACUUGGGCACCGCAGGGCCCACGGCGGAGAACAGCAAGAGCAGCAUGGGGGGCGGAGGAGGGCUAGGAAAGGCCGCCUUGAACAGAGGGGUGAACUCGGACGUGAAGCACGGGGAUCCCUGCGCCACCGCGCUGCCUCACCCGGCCGGCCCCGCUGAGCUGCUGUCGGCCGUGCUGGUGAAGGCGGGGGCCCUCGGCAAGUUCUGACAGGAAGCGCCUUCAAAGAGGCCACAACAUUAGCUACACCUGCACCAACCAAUGGGGUGCAGGUGACCAACAUUUGUCGAGCCGAGGCACAUACUGUAUUUUACACGAGAAAAAUCUCACGGGAGACCACCUAACAAAAAUGCCAACAAAAGUAAUCCUACAAAAGUAAUCGUAUUUAAUUUUGGUUUAAACCAGUUGUUUAAACCAAAACAAACAUCAUUUUACCACAUUAAAUGGCUUACAGAUGUAAAAAAAAAAAAUACAAUAAAAAUGCACCUAAGUGUGUGUGUACAUGCAGCAAAGACUCUCCUAACUUUCACCAACAACCCAGGCUAAACUUGGCUGCUCUCCAACAUACAAAGCUUGCCUCUCAGUCGCGAUGUAAUAUGACUUCAACACACUUCCUUGAGACCAAUUCAUAUUUAGACAGGACUUUGUUGCAUCUUAAAGCAUUACAGAAAGAGCACAAAAGACAUUAAAAAAAAAAAGAAAAGUUGAAUUCUUGAAAAGUGGGAUUACAAAAGAGCACAGGUGUCAAACGCAAGGCCGGGGUGGGGCAUAAUAGGACCGCCAAACAAAUAAAGUGCGAAUUGGAUUUGUUCUUUUCAUUUUGUCAGACUGACCAAAAUUGCAAUUUUUCUUCACUUUAACCACUUUUGCAAGCAUUUAUUGUCACCAAAUCCCUUCUGAACAUAAAUUGGACAAUAUACAGUAUGCAUGCAGUACUAAAAUAUUUGCUUGCCAUUAUUUUCGAUGACUUAUGAUUUCAAAUUGAAUUUAUUGUAAAAAAUAUACAUAAUUAUGAAAUCCAGAACUACUGUACAAUGUGGCCCACAACGGAAAUGAGUUUGACACCCUAUCUUCACCUGUUCGCUGACUUUUUAAAACAAAAAUGUAACCUCCAUUGCUCAUUGAAAAACUCCCCGACUGUAUUUGCUGUUUUGUGCUUGGGUCAAAACCUUGUCAAAUUUAAAAGUAUCGCUUUGGCGCCAUCUUGGUGCCGAAGAACUAUGUUGACAGUGAGGGGAGGAGCUUCAUGUAGACAGUCUCUAUCCCCUAUUCAAAAAUGCGAAAUCUGGGCCUGUUUGGCUGAACACAAAGCUGAUGUACAGUAUGAAUGGCAGCAGGUGAAUACACAGAUUACUUGUACCUGAAGCCAUCUAGCAGAAGAGCAUUUCAUUGUUUUGUCACUAUUGGUCGCUUGCAUAGAUACUAUUUGUCGUAAAUAAUAACGUUGGGACCAAUCAAGUGAAAUUGCAUAAUUUCUCGUAACACACCACGGCGUGGAACAGAGGUUGGGAAUCACUGACCUAAUGAGAUCCAAUAGGGAGCUGUAUCAAACAUUUUCUUUUCGAGAGCCCCCUUUCACACUGACUUUCCGAAAAAUCGAAUCGAAAAUUGCGACUUGACAUAAUGAAAUGCGUGGCGAGAUUAGUGCAACAUGACAAUUGCUCUAUGAGUCUCAACUGACAAAAAUGCAAAAACACCUUGUUUUACAAAAAUGUAAUAGGUUCUUGCUCGAGAACUGUGGAAACGCCCCUACUAACGAUUGGCGAAAAACACAAUACCUCUCACCCUCAUGCAUGGCGGAGGUGACUAAAAGGGCCAUGCCACAAGCAAAAAAAUCCCUUAUUUCCUUUUGUAUGCGCCUACGAAAGUAAAGUAUGACCAGUGCAAGUGGACUGUAACAGUAAAAAGUGGAUAACAUCUUGUUUUGACAUCUUUAUUCGGAUCCUCAACAUUGAAUAGUUUCUCGCUUAAGAAAUAUGGCAACCCAAAGUAGAAUUAUUAUUUUUUUUUUUUAAAUGGCGACCAAAAUGAUAACCAAACAAGACAUAACCUGCUCCAUUGGCAACAUUGCCAAUAUUAUACAGCCUAAUAUAUCAUCUAAUAUUUUACCACAGCUAUACACAAAUUAAAAAAAUAUAUAUAUAUUGCAAAAUGAAUCCCUCAAACCUGUUACUGUUCCCUUGGGCCCCUUGAAAGGUCCUAUAAAAAUCUUCGAUCCAGCUCGUCUUGGAUGGGGUGUUCCUAAUGUUGUGGCCUCUGCAGAGUGUCACAAUGCACUAGGGUCGGUGUUGUUUGGAUGAAAUUAAAAAGGAAUACAUCCAGAUUCUAGACUUGUUAAAGCCACUAUGUAAAACAAAUGUAAAGUAAACUUAACAUGUUUGUAUUUAAAUGGUCAGUUUCACGGGAAAAAAAAAAAAUACCUGUCAGUGCUCGUACUUCAAACUUUUGUGGCCGUUUUUUUUUUUUUUUUAAACGUAGCACCUAUUUGGGCACUUUUUUUUUUUUUUGCAUGUGCUAUAUGCAACACCCCCCACAAGUUGACUAGUAUUUAUUUUCUGUGAAAACAUUUGUUGCUUGAUACAAUCACUGAGGUAAAUUUUGUGCUCUGUGUGCAUAAAAGCCACCACGGUACUGGGACUGUUAAAUGGGACGGUUUGAGUAAGGAACAUGAAAGAAAUGGAGAGAAUUAAAUGUCUCUUUUUUUUUUUUUUUUUAAAGAGGCGAUGAGGCUGCUACUCUUGGACUUACCACUACCGGUGCACAAACCCGUUUGUCCUGAUGGUGGCGUCAAAGCACCACCUCACAAUACUCAAGUUUUUCUGCCAGCUAUUUUUUUUUGGGGGGGUCAAUGUUUGUGUUUCCUCAUCUAGAAACCACUCCGACAUCAACUAACCACUACUGGUGAUUAGCAGCGUUGUAUGGGAAUGAUUUCAUAGUGGUAGUCUGGUUCCAUCAUAUAGUCAAUAAAAUAAAAAUCCUA
Molecule: messenger RNA, 4269 nt
Organism: Phyllopteryx taeniolatus (common seadragon)
Lineage: Eukaryota; Metazoa; Chordata; Actinopteri; Syngnathiformes; Syngnathidae
Gene: s1pr3a
Product: sphingosine-1-phosphate receptor 3a
Exons: 2
Coding region: 330-1499 (389 amino acids)
Biological process (GO): G protein-coupled receptor signaling pathway
Cellular component (GO): membrane
Molecular function (GO): sphingosine-1-phosphate receptor activity
Source: RefSeq, a predicted model, not a curated record